AUGGAGACCGUCGAAGACAUUGACAAAAACAAAGACGGUUUCGUAGACCUUGAGGAGUACAUCGGUGAUAUGUACCGACCAGAAGACUACCCCGAACUCAACGGAAAGGAACCGGACUGGGUAGCAUCGGAACGCGAGAUGUUCAAAGAACACCGGGACAAGGAUGGGGAUGGCAAGUUGAAUCAGGAUGAGAUGAGGGACUGGAUCAUGCCAGUUGGAUUUGACCAUGCUGAGGCUGAGGCUCGUCACUUGGUAGGCAUCGCCGACGACAACAAGGACGGCAAACUCUCGAUGGACGAGAUCCUGGCUCACUACGACACGUUUGUCGGAUCGCAAGCCACCGAUUACGGAGAGCAACUGCAAAAGCACGACCCGUCAGAGCUGUGA
Messenger RNA from Cylicostephanus goldi, 387 nucleotides. Lineage: Eukaryota; Metazoa; Nematoda; Chromadorea; Rhabditida; Strongylidae. The record is from the annotation of a GenBank genome assembly.